Messenger RNA from Metarhizium robertsii ARSEF 23, 1818 nucleotides. RefSeq names its product FACT complex subunit pob3. Gene Ontology annotation, cellular component: nucleus; FACT complex. The record is from RefSeq and is a predicted model, not a curated record. The transcript has 4 exons. Lineage: Eukaryota; Fungi; Ascomycota; Sordariomycetes; Hypocreales; Clavicipitaceae. Bases 1 to 1818 code for a protein of 605 amino acids. Gene Ontology annotation, molecular function: nucleosome binding; DNA binding; histone binding.
AUGACUGCAAUCGAUACCUCGCGCGCCGUGUUUGUAGCUCGAGCUAUCGUGAACUCGCACUGGCGACGCACUGCUGUCACGGCAAACCGCGCAGACAUGUCUCAACUAACAUUCGCUUUCUUUAGCGAGAGCUUCGACAGCAUCUACCUCGACCUUUCCAGGGAGAGCGGCAAAUGCAGAUUUGCCGAGACGGGCUUUGGAUGGAAGCCGUCCAAUGGAGGUGACACCUUCACCCUAGACCAGACCAACAUUGGUGGUGCGCAAUGGAGCCGGGCAGCCAAGGGGUAUGAAAUUCGGAUUUUGCAACGGAAUUCCGGCAUCAUUCAGCUCGAUGGCUUUCAACAGGAGGAUUACGACCGGCUUAGCAAGGUCUUCAAGAACUGGUACAGCACCGUUCUCGAAAACAAAGAGCAUGCGCUCCGUGGCUGGAAUUGGGGCAAGGCCGAGUUCGCCAAGGCUGAAUUGACCUUUAGUGUGCAAAACAAGCCGGCCUUUGAGCUUCCUUACUCGGAGAUUGGCAAUACCAACUUGGCUGGUCGCAACGAGGUCGCCGUCGAAAUGUCCCUGCCCCAGGACUCAAAUGACACAGGCACCAAUGGUCAGCUUGGUGGCGCUCGCGGCAAAGGCAAGAAGGCCGGUGGUGGCAGAGACCAGCUCGUGGAAAUGCGGUUUUAUAUUCCUGGCACUACCACUGCCAAGAAGGAAGCUGAUGGUGACGACGCCGAGGAGGAGGAAGCCGAGGAGAAGAAUGCCGCCACCCUCUUCUACGACACCCUCAUCGAGAAGGCUGAGAUUGGAGAGACUGCUGGCGAUACUAUCGCCACUUUCCUCGACGUGCUUCAUCUUACUCCGAGAGGUCGUUUCGAUAUCGACAUGUAUGAAGCUUCAUUCCGACUCCGCGGAAAGACGUACGAUUAUAAGAUCCAAUACGAGGCUAUCAAGAAAUUCAUGGUUCUUCCCAAGCCUGACGAGAUGCACUGCAUGCUGUGUAUCGGCUUAGACCCUCCACUACGUCAGGGUCAGACACGAUACCCAUUUGUUGUCAUGCAAUUCAAGAAGGACGAGGAGGUUACCAUUGACUUGAACCUCGAGGAGUCAGAAUUGCAAUCCAAGUACAAAGACAAGCUGGAGCCGCACUACGAGGAGCCAUUGCACCACGUUGUUGCCAAGAUCUUCCGUGGUCUGGCCAAUAAGAAGAUUUCAUCACCAGCCAAAGACUUUAUCACUCACCGAAGUCAGUACGGUAUCAAGUGCUCCAUUAAAGCCAGCGAGGGAUUCCUGUAUUGCCUGGAAAAGGCCUUCAUGUUCGUGCCCAAGCCGGCCACGUACAUUGCCUACGAACAAACACAAUCCGUUACGUUCUCCCGAGUGGGUGGUGCCGUCUCCACCCUAUCUACCUUUGAUAUCACCGUUGUGAUGAAGAAUGGCGCCGGGUCGUCGCAGUUCAGCAACAUUAACAGAGAAGACCUCAAGGCUCUGGAGACAUUCUUCAAGCUCAAGGGUCUGCGUGUCAAGAAUGAAAUCGAUGAAGAUGCCAACAUGCUUGCCGCCGCCCUCCGCGAACAGGACAUGGACGACUCAGACGAUGAAGUUGUCGCCAACAAGGCGGACCGUGGCUCAGCCGAUGAGGAUGAAGAAAGCGUGGAUGAAGAUUUCCAGGCUGACAGUGACAGUGAUGUGGCUGAGGAGUAUGAUAGUGCACAUGAGAGCUCAGGCUCUGGCAGUGCUGAGAGCGAUGUUGAUGCCGAUGAAGCGGAUGAAGACGAGGACGAGGAAGCCGAGGCGGAACGCCCCAAAAAGAAGAAGAAGACUGGUUAG